AUUUCUAUAUGAUCCGGGGCUACAGGUCAAAAGAGUUUUUUUUUAGGAUGUCAAAAGAGUAUUCUAAUAACUGCCAAAAAUCCUGUAAAAAACAUUUAAAACCUUUUUAGGCAAAAAAAAAUUAAAUUAAGAGGCCUUAAUCAAGGGCGAUACCGAUAUGGAUGCGCACCUGCCCCUUCCUCAAAGCCCAGAACCCCAGACCGGACCACCAACCCCACCGCCACCGCCAUGGCCGGCGGCGAGCAGCUCCUAGUCCAAGAGUCCGCUGUCCCAGUCAUCUCCAGCGGCGCCGACUCGUCAACCCCGGCCGUUCGACUGGCCCACUUCCUCCACCCCCGCGCGGGCGCCGGCCAGCGCCCCCCUCUACCCCCUCCGCCCCGCAACGCCGGCCCUAUUCUCACCGACGGGCUCCAGGUCGAGUUCAAGGGCUGGGCGGAAGCUCCAAAUCUGUGGACGCGGUGGGUGGCCAAGCUCCGCCCGCGGUGCGAGCCCCUGUGGCGGAAGCUUGGGAUCCAGGACGCCGUCCUCGCGACCACCUACCGGGUGCGGCGCGACGAGCGCGCGAUGCUCCAGCUCGCCGCCAUCUGGUCCGCCGAGACCAACACGUUCGUGUUCCCCUGGGGCGAGGCGACGGUGACGCUGGAGGACGUGGCCGUGCUCGGGGGGCUGCCCUUGCUCGGCAGGCCCGUGCGCGCGCCGCCGAAGGGCGCGCUUCGCGAGGAUGUGGAGGCGCUCGAGGGCGUUCGCCGCGCGCUCUACCGGAGCGACAGCCAGAGACCGGACCACUCCGCGUGGGCGAUGCCGUUCCUUGAGCCCCCGGCAGGAGAGGGGCCCGCCGCGGGCGACGGCGGCGCCACCGGGUUACUGGAGCACGGGGCGUUCCUGGCCAUGUGGCUGUCGCUCUUCGUGCUGCCGGCGCCGCCGUUCGACGUGGUCCGGGCAGAGGUGCUCCCCGUCGCCGCCCGGCUGGCGCGCGGCGGCUGCGUGGCGCUCGGACCCGCCGCUCUCGCCAGCAUCUACAGCGACCUCUCCGCGCUGAACCGCUACAUCAAUCUGGACAAGAGAUACCAGCCGUUCGUGGGGUGGGCGCCGCUGCACAUCCUCCAGCUCUGGGUCUUGGCCAGGUUCCCGGAGCUUCGCCCUGAAAUGGCGACCACUCUCGACCCCGUCGCCCGUCACCAGCCUUGGGCCGCCCGGUGGCACCAAGUCCACAAGGUAAUUGACCCCAUAAAUCUUCACAGAGUGUUCAUGUUGCCAAUGGAGUUUGAGUGGAGGCCCUAUGGAAGCUUCACCUUUGCUCCGUCUCCCAAGAAGAGUUGCUCUUGGGUUCAUGGCCGGGACAUGGCAAGAAGUCUACAACUGCUAUCCUUUGCACAGUGUCUGCGUGCUUGCGAGCUUGUAGGCAUGCGCUGCAUUGAGCAGUACAAUCCUCAUCGUGUUGCAAGGCAGCUUGGCUUCGAUCAGGACGUGCCUGGGUCUGUUGCCCGUGUUAACUCAGACUGGAAGAUUGCUUGGGGAACAUACUUUAUGGAGCCUAGCAAUUUCGCCUUCAUCGUUCCGCAGUAUACGCUGGCUGUGACGUUUGAGUACACACGAUGGUGGAGGCCGUACACUUCUGGGUGUGAUACUGCCAUUGAUAACAACGUAAAUCCGAAAGAAUUUCCUGUUUUGGUUGGCCCAAGGGACAAAAACAUGGAGGUGCUUCAUGAUGAUAAUUCGGGCAAGAAGCAGCAUGUGCUCCCAGGGAUGUCUCGGCCAGAUACUUUUGAGGGUACCCUGGAACAUCUUGUGGAAGUUGCCCGGUCAGCACAAAUUGCGGAUAAUUCGACCCUGAGAUGUGUAAGAAAGGGCACACAAACUAAAAAUGUGAAACAAGCUUCACCUGCUGUCUUCGCUAAACAGAAUAGCAGCUCAGAACAUGGUGAAGUAGCUCCCCGUCACCUUGUCAAGCGAGCAGUAAGCACAACCAACAGAAAAGCUAUUGGGGCAACUGUAGGUCAUGUGCAGCCCAGUCUUGAAGACAUCGUGGUGAUGCUUGAUGAAGAGUUCGACGAAUCAGUGGGCAAGGAACAUGAGGUAGGUGCAACUGUAGGUCGUGCGCAGCCAAGUCUUGAGGACCUCAUUGUGAUCAGUGAUGAAGAGUUUGACGAAUCAGUGGGCAAGGAACAUGGGGUGGGUGCAAUGCCGAGGGAAGGUAAUGAAAAAGCUAAUGAAGAUGCAUCAGCAUCAAACCAACAAUCAGAUACCCUUAUGGAAGACUGCACAGUGGUCAACAGGAAGAGCUCAGGAAAUAAUAAGAUGUAUUCUUGCAAUCCAGUAGAUGCAAAUCCUGAACUGGUCAAGAGGGUUUCAACUAAAACACUUUACUACCUUAGACCAAUUGGGCCCGUGAAAGAUGCUCAGGAAAGAGAUGCAACUGGAACGAAUACGGAUCAAGGAGCUUACCUACCAAGACGUGAAGUUGGGGCGAGGGAAAUGAUUGAGGAGGCUUCUGCUGCUCGAGAAGCUGAAAAGGUUGUGUUGCAAAAAGUAAUUGAUUCUCUGAAGGAAGAGAUUGCAGCAGCACAGGCCCUUGGGGCCUUGAGGGAUGGAAGCCCCUCAAAAACCUGAGGCGUGACUUUACUUGGUACAGGUUUGUUGCUAGACUUCGGUAUCAGCUAUAAGCUGAUCUUCUUGGCCUUUAGAUUAACUUUGGUUCCUUGGGCCCUUCAUCGUAGUCUGUCCAUGUGGUGAAACCGACAUUUACGCGUCCGGGGAGAGGGGGAGGGAGGAUGGAUGAAUGCUCCAAGGCUGGCAAAGGAGGAACAUGACUAUCUACGAGGCAACGCUUGCAGACAUUAAGCAUCGGUCGGCACCUCUUGAUGUGUGCGGUCGUCUCGUGCGUUUAGCGCUGCCCACAUGACACAGUGAAGUUCAUAUGAUUCAUGUGGUUGUGUCUCAGAACCGAAUAUACUCGCAGGCUACUGAUACAAAGAUGGUUUUCUUCCUGCAGCGACGGAAGGACCAAUGACCAGAUCCAGAGGUUGAAAUUAGGGGAUGCACAAAGGAGAGUUAAUUCUGAGAGAAAUUAACAGUAGUGGUAGAUGAUAAUGUUAUCUGUAGUUCUGUGAUCUGCUUGAUGGCUUUAAUGAAAAGCUGGCCCUGUUUGGCUGUCUGCCUUUCAUGCAUGAGAAAUCAAGUGCUCUAUGCUGAGAAUGAAACUGUCGACGGAUAUAAGAACAGCUUAUGCCUAAAAACUGCAAGUUAGUAAGCUAGGCGCAUGUGUUUUUGAUAUUAUUAUGAUACUAUGAUUGCUUA
Aegilops tauschii subsp. strangulata is the source of this 3297-nucleotide messenger RNA. RefSeq lists its product as uncharacterized. Gene Ontology annotation, biological process: meristem development; meristem maintenance. NCBI's taxonomy places the organism in Eukaryota, Viridiplantae, Streptophyta, Magnoliopsida, Poales, Poaceae. The record is from RefSeq and is a predicted model, not a curated record.